CUGCUGGAGGAGCGGAGCGGCAGAGUGCGAGGGGCCCCGGUAGUCUUCCAAUGCUGGGGAGCCGGGAAACAGGAACCGCGGGCAGCGGGGAUGCGGCUGCCCGGCCAGCGGUGAUGCUGAGCCGGGCACACCGCUGGGAGGAGACGCCUCCUGGCCGCGCAGGGUGUCGUCUCACCGGCCUGGUCAGCUGGAAGCAGAGACCGUGCAGGACUUCAGCCCUGUUUGCUGCAGCCAACACGGUGAUCUGGUUCGUGGCCUUCAGCUCUCUCCGAACCUUCAGCCUCCUCAGCCUCCUGCUGGCUCUGCUGGUCGUCACCGUGACCGCCAGAGACUUCGCUCGCUCCAGAUCCACAGGAGCUCACUUAUGGCGCAGCAUGACUGCAAGCUGGGAGAUCAUUGACUCAGGCCAGGACAGCCCGUCUGGGACUGGACCUCAGCUCAGCGACUCCAUCAAACUCUUCCUCCAGGAGACAUCGGCUUUCAAACAGCAAAACCCUGGCAAGUUUUGCUUGCUGGUUUGCAGCUUGUGCACCUUCUUGGCUGUUUUAGGACGCUACAUUCCAGGGAUUAUUAUCUCAUAUAUUUUAGUGUUGGCCGUUUUCCUGUGGCCUCUGAUUUCUUUUCACGAGAUUAGUUUGUGGCUAGAGCCAGUUCUGCAGAAGCUGGACUUUGGCAUCGGAGAGUUCAUUCAGAAAAUCAAAGACAACCAUGAGAAGAGAAUCAUGCAGGCUCAGACUGAGACCGAGGGCAUCGAGUCGGACCUCUCAUCCAUGUUUCCCAAGCUCGACUCCACAGUGUGUAAGGAAAUGUCUGUAUCGGACACAGAGGUGUCUGAUGUGACGUGGACGGACAACGGUACUUUCAACCUGUCAGAAGGACAUACACCACAGACUGAGAACUCAGAGGACCUCGACAGAGAAGAAGCGUUCACUGGAGGCCUUCCAGAAUUCCCCUCACUUGACAACGGCGCAACGACCAAUGGCGACGACGACGACGAUGACUUCAGCCUCGGCCUUCCCUCGCCUCCACCUCAGCUGCCAAUCAAAUCCAAGCAUACACCCUUUCCAAACAAAGACCAAUCCACCGUCAAAGCCCUCGAUUUAGUCAACCAGAUGGCGGGCGACUUCAUCACCGCCGCUGUCACAGCCGCCAUGCAGGAGAGAAUAGAAGCUGCGGUCGGUUUGACAGCGCUGAGCUCAAGACUCCCAGAUUCCACCAGGCUGCUGGAGCUGGCCGAGGAGUCGGACAGCGACAUGGAGGACUUUGAGCUGUUGGACCAGUCGGAGCUGGAGCUACUGGACGGGGAGCUGGGGCUGGGAGAGGUGAAGGUCCAGGCUAAAAAGGAGGCUCAGGCCAAGAGUGACGAGCCGGCCUCUUCUGGAUUCUUCUCCAAACUCCUGAGACGCCACUGAUUGAUAAAUAGUAUGAUUGGCAAGGGAGAAGGACAGGUUACAGUGAACAUGUGGAGGGGAGGUGGGGGUGCUCUGGUUACAGAGAACUGUUAGGAGUUGUGAGAAAACAAUGUUUCCAUUUAUCUUUUUCCUGUAGAGCUGACAUCAAUAUUUCAAAACUGGUUAGUUCGUCAAAUAUGGAGGUAAAAGUCACUUUGAUCAGAAUCAUCCAAGCUUAAUGCCGAGAUCAGACUACACAAUAUCAGCCAGAUAAAGGCCCGGCCAGACAGAGGUCAGGACGAUAAUGGGUGUUGGGUUCCUUCUCUCGCCGAGUUUGAUAACACCUUCAACGUGUGCUAUUAAGUUGGUGUGAGAAGGAGGAAACACUUAGAAAUCUUGGAAAACAUAAACAUGAGAGUUAUUUUGACUGCAUAUUUAUUUAUUUAUCUAUUUAUCUUUUUAAACAUUUAUUUGGUUUAUUGUUGUGCGCCCCUACAGUUUUUGCUCGUAUUGGACUAGCAGCCAGCUCAGAGCAAUUUAGAUUAGCCUAUUGGUUCAUAAUGCUAAUGGUCCAUGACCAUUAAUACAACCAUAUCGUGAAGUCUGAUCCCGGCAUAAAAGGUUGUUUAUGGUUUAAUUACUAAGGCCCUACUUUUUGUUUUAAUCAAUGAAUUAAUCAAUGGCCUGGACAGAAAUGGUGAAACAGAUGUACCAUAGGAAUUUCAAAAUAAAGGCGUAUCUUUUAGAUAAUGAUAUCACCUGAUCACAUUGGAUUGGUGAGAUCAAUUUCAACAACAUAUAAACACUUGUUACAUGUUUUUUAAGACACGCAUAGUACAACAUAGUUGCAACCCAAUAUAAUUAUUUACGGUAUGAAGUUUUACACACAUGAACAAAUCCUCAUAAGCGUUGAUAAAUGUGUUAAAAGCGAAUGCAGACAUGGGGCUUGAAAGUUAAGUUCAGAUCUCGGAAAUAGUAGUCUAACAAACAAAAACUAUUAAACUCAAUAUAGACAGUUCACAACACUCCUAACACUCACUUUGAUUCUGAGUUGAUUCAUUCAACUACAUUACCCAGAAUUCCACGGACAUAAAAUUGAUAGGCAAACAAAACACCUUUAAUGCUCAAAAUACUACUAAUGGUUGGAUGGUUGACUAUGAAGAGGAAAAAGGAGGAAACAUUUUUUUAUUUUAUAUGUACUUUUUUCUUCAUUAAAAAUAUGUAGUCGAACAACUUUUAUUUUAUAACAACAUACAGCAGGUCUCAAAAAUCUUGGCUAACCCAUCCAAAACUAAAAUGUAGUUUUAGUGCACUGAAAGUAAAAUGUCAUGAGAUGGAUCAUUUCCAUUUGCACCUUAAUUAAUAUUUAACGAUGCGCCUAUGUAGGGCAGUCUGCUGUGUCAAGCAUCAGUCGUGAAUUCACAGAAUGAAGACGAAGAAUAACUGAACUGUUUUUUUUAACAUGCCUUGUACAUUAAAAUACAUUGUUUUUAUAAUAAAGACACAGCAAUGUAUAAUGUAUCCCUCUUUAAUUAAUAAUAUAAUGCCUUGUAUUAGCAUAACUCUAAAGAUUACUAUAGACGUAUUUGUUUAUCAGUGCCUAGGAUGACUUUAUAGUGGCUGCAGUUCAUUUCUAGCUCACAUGUGAUAACUGUAUUAGACAAAGAAAUGUUCCAACCUCUAAAUAAGAAUUGAGGCAGGUUCAGCCUUCACUAAAUGAAAUAUCUUUUAGAAUAUUCAGUAAACAGAUCAAUUAUUAAAAUGUUUCGUUUUUCUUCUGGUUGUAUCAUGGUGGCUUCAAUGCCUUUGUCUAAAAGUGAGAAAUCCUAUAAACUUAGUUCAAAAACAUGUUGGUGUGUGGAGAACCAAAAUGCAUUAACAAAAUGUGCUUUUAUGAAAUUAAUCUGAAGACUGUAAAUAAAAUGUUGUAACGCAG
Messenger RNA from Cottoperca gobio, 3327 nucleotides. It is a transcript of the gene retreg1, whose product is annotated as reticulophagy regulator 1. Gene Ontology annotation, cellular component: endoplasmic reticulum membrane. Bases 51 to 1412 code for a protein of 453 amino acids. NCBI's taxonomy places the organism in Eukaryota, Metazoa, Chordata, Actinopteri, Perciformes, Bovichtidae. Gene Ontology annotation, biological process: reticulophagy; negative regulation of neuron apoptotic process. The transcript is spliced from 9 exons. The record is from RefSeq and is a predicted model, not a curated record.